Molecule: messenger RNA, 1305 nt
Organism: Stereum hirsutum FP-91666 SS1
Lineage: Eukaryota; Fungi; Basidiomycota; Agaricomycetes; Russulales; Stereaceae
Exons: 3
Coding region: 1-1305 (434 amino acids)
Source: RefSeq, a predicted model, not a curated record
AUGAAACCCAUUCCCUCCAGAAUUCCCCUCUCCGUGUUCAUCGACGGUCCCAUCGUCGGAAAACCCUCACCUUUUUCACACCCUUCGUUCUCUCCAUCAGAAUCUACAUCUAUGAUGACCCCAUCAACAUCCUCUCUACCACCCUUUCUCUCAUCUUUGAUUGCUACGCCACCAGACCCGCCACGAGCUAUUUCGGAAACGGUCUUCCGAGACGUAUGCGCCGAGAUGGGUGAGGAGGUGUAUUAUGUGGAUGUUGAUGAGGGAAGUUUCAUGUGGCAUGACGAGAGAUACGGGUUGGAUGAUAUAUUGGAGUUUUGGGUGAGGAAGUUGGAAGGGAUCGAGGCGAAGUGUGUUAGUACAGGGAAGGCGAGACGGGGUUUGGAGAGGACAAUAUGGGAAUAUUGGAUCUUCGACGUGCAAAAAUUGCUUGACAUUUGGCCUUUGCUCAAAUCGUCCCCCAUCCUCACCCAAUUCUCCUCUUCCCCACUCGUCCUCCUAGGCCUCGAAGCAAACAAGCGUCUCCUCGGGCUCCUUCCAUCCCCUGCCUACGCCCAUCUUUCGCCACCUUUCUCACUCUCUACCCUCUUUUCUCCAUCGGACCCUUCCUCGGACCCUCCUGAACACUCCAGCCUAUUCACUUCGGCGAAGAGUAGCGACGACGUAUUCGCCGCCGAUUCAUCCGCCAUGCAACAGCUGAAAGACGCCCAAUACGAUAUCAUCGAAGGUCUCCUAGUGUUGCACGUCCGUAGGGGAGACUACGAGACUCAUUGUCCCCUCCUCGCAUCUAAGGGCGCCGAUUGGCAGGGCAUGGUACAACUGGCGACGCGCGGGAUGGAGGACGACUUGAACAUGAAGUCCAUGGUACUCCAUCGACCACCAGCAGGCUUGGAGACGGGCGGGGAGGAUUGGAAAGCAACGUUCCAGAGAAGAUGUUUUCCCUCGAUCGAGAGCAUGGUCCUCCGCGUUCGCCAGAUCCGUCUCGAAUUCCCUCAUUUGGACAAACUAUAUAUCAUGACCAACGCCAAAUCCGACUUCCUCUCCUCCCUCACCUCCGCGCUCCUCGUUUCAUCCUCAUCGCACGUCGAUCCUCUCUCCGGUCAACUCUUAGGACCCUGGAAAAGUAUCCAUCACAGUCGCGAUCUGGUGCUGGAUGAUGAGCAGAGUUUCGUGGCGCAGGCGGUGGAUAUGGCCAUUGGCGUCAAGGCGGAUGUGUUGCUGGGGAAUGGGUGGAGUAGUUUGACGAGUCAUGUGGUGAUGAUGAGGAUGAGUAGGGAUGUGGAAGCGAGGAGAUCGAGGAUGUGGUAG